Molecule: messenger RNA, 2029 nt
Organism: Priapulus caudatus
Lineage: Eukaryota; Metazoa; Priapulida; Priapulimorpha; Priapulimorphida; Priapulidae
Product: probable ATP-dependent RNA helicase DDX28
Molecular function (GO): RNA helicase activity
Source: RefSeq, a predicted model, not a curated record
AAAUAUAAAAUAUAACUUCCUUUUACUUUAGUUUACUAAAGGUCUUCAUCUCAUCCAGGGAUCGAGAAGCUGUGUUUGUAGCCAUGGGAGAACCCUUAUUACCUCAGCUUGGGGUUCUCAAACCAAGCCUGUCAUCCGAUUACCGGUCAAGCUUGAGAAGAAAUUUAGAAAAUCAAAGGAGAAAUUGGCAACUGAAGCUGCUGCAAAGGCAAAACGCAAGUGGAAAGGUGAAACAGAGGUCAUCGUGUGUAAGCAGGAGCGACUGAAUCACUAUAAGGGACAGACAUAUGGAAGGUUUAAACCCGUGCCACUGGCAUCGACCGGAUGGAUGAAGAACCGUUCAUCCUCAUGUCACGACCACUUCACCAUCAACAGCACACAAGGGAAUCCUUCUCUAACCAGAGUAGACGAUGCGGAGGAGGCUUCAACGUUCGAACACCUCGGACUGAAGGAGGAGCUAGUGACGGCGUUGACCGCUUCCGGUUUCAAAAGCCCCACAAGCGUGCAGGAGCUGUUGAUACCGGAGAUCCUGAGAGGCAAUAACGUCUUAUGUGGCGCAGAAACAGGUAGUGGAAGACAGUGGCCUUACCUGGCACCGGUGGUUCAACAUAUCUUCGACGCCAACUCUGCGUCGGCGACCGCGCCUCAGACUAACUCACCCCAGGCUCUCGUUUCGUGCCGGGCAGAGAGCUGGCCGAACAAGUCUACUUUAGGGCGCCGUGCCCGUGGGGUUGAUGACGCAGUGGGAGCUCAGCAGUAUUCACUGGUGCCACUGAUACCCAAGUCCUUACACCACGAUUACUGGAUGGCAUCAUCCGCCGUUGAGUCACUGAUGCAUGUGACGGGCGAGUACCUUCACCGCGUCAUUGCCCCACGUUACGCAGAAGAUCGCCCGGAGGCUCUGCUGGUCCUGCUGAAGUCCAACACAAGACGUGGCAUACCUACGAUCGUAUUCUGCAACAACACCAAGGGCUCCGACUUUGUCAACAUGCUGCUAGAAGAGAACGGCAUUCCUAACGUCGUCAUGAACGGUCACAUGACCGAGCAGGUGCUGCCCCCUCCCUACGAUAAUCGACCUAUCCGCGUGAGCGAGAGCCAGCUUCCUCGGAUACUGUUGCUAUGUCGGUCAAGCAAGACCAGUUCAUGCACGACGAGGUCGGUUCACUCCUUCCAAGAUGGCAGGUUCCUGACGCUCGUCUGCACUGAUGUGGGAUCCCGUGGCCUCGACACCUUAAAGGUGAGGCACGUCAUCAACUUCGACUUCCCGCUGAACAUGUCCGACUACAUCCACCGCUGCGGGCGCACGGGCCGUGUCGGCACGUUACACGGUGGUCACGUCACCAACUUCGUCUGCUUCAAGAACAAUGUGGAGCUGGUGCAGCAGAUAGAGCUUUCAGUGAGGAAGAGCGACUCUCUACCUAAGGUCAACGCCAACAUCCGACGUCGUCUCUUCUACCGCGCGCUCGCUCGCGACGGGUCACCCAACGCUGUGCACCCUGCCGACAUCACAGCGCCACCUAGUGAGGAAGAGGGAGACGAGGCGCAAGCUGGACGCGAAUGAACAUAUGUCAUCUUAUCUGUGAUGCUAGUGAUGUCACAUAUAUAUAUUAUGCCGUCACCACCUACAUGUGUAGGAUUGUAAUGCAUGAUGUAAUGAUAAAGUCGAUUACUUAUAGUUACUGUAUCAUAUACGUGUGUUAGAGGUACAUCAUAAAUCAUGGCUAUAAUAGAGCAGGUCCAAGCACAUUAUACACCUGUUUGUUUAUUGGGUUCAUCCCUGAAGGCUACCUUGUCACUAUAUCCAGUGCAGUGGACACCGACAAGUACGAGAACAUAACAUAACAUGGUGUAGAUUCUGUUCCUGCGGUAUAUCUGCCAGCAAACCUUACUUAUUAUGCAUCUAACACAAUAAAAGAUGAUACAAGAUGAACAAGCGAGCAAAGGGCAAGGUGCUUUGCGGCAGAGUUUGUGUAAAUACGGAAUUAGUAUUAAAUGCAAUAAAUAAUAAAUUUGUUACUUUUUACCUCUA